This is a messenger RNA of Cuscuta epithymum, 1780 nucleotides long. NCBI's taxonomy places the organism in Eukaryota, Viridiplantae, Streptophyta, Magnoliopsida, Solanales, Convolvulaceae. The record is from the annotation of a GenBank genome assembly.
CCCCAAUUAAAUACCCUCCAAACCCACAUCUCUAAAAGUGCCUUUUAAUUCCCGUUACUGGCCACCCUCUGUUUCUUCUUCACUGGAUCGAGGGGUGGAGCUGUACUGCUCGGAAGCAAUAGAUUGAUACAGUUAAUAAUACCCUUCAAUGGACGCUAUAAAGAAGCAAGCAGCCAAGCUCAGAGAGCAAGUGGCCAAGCAGCAACAGGCACGCGUGAUGAUAUCUUCUCCCUUUGUAAACUUAUAUCAAAAUAUAGACUAAGGCAUCCAAAUGACUCUACACCUAGUUCUAUGAGUCUGAAUUUUCUCUUUGGCUAGACAAUUCUGAGGCACUUGGGUCAGCUGGGGCAUGAAGCUUUGAUGGUAGAUGAGUCUGAACUACAGUGUCACCAACAACUUGAGAAUUUAUACAGAUCCACUAGGGAUGCAAAGCAUUUUCAGAGGGAUAUAGUUCGAGGCAUAGAAGGAUAUAUAUCGACAAACAAAAAACAAAUGCAUAUAGUUAGAAAGCUGGCUGAGGAUUCUUGCAAUUAUGGGAUUGAAUGUGCUUGUAAUGCUCCUCUUGCAAUGGCCACUUCUAACUUUGGCGCCUCACAUACUGUGAUUCAAGACCAAAAGGAAACUUUACUUGGAAUUCUUGGACAGCAGGUUUCAGAGCCAAUUCGUGCAUCAAUAAGUGGUGCUCCUUUAGAAGAUGCUCGUCAUUUGAUUCGCCGUUAUGAUAGGAUGCGCCAGGAACUUGAAUCCCAGGCUGCUGAAGUAAUAAGACGACAAUCAAAGUUCAGAGAUGCUUCUUCUGAGAGUUUAGGGAAGCUUAAGGAUGCUGAAAGAAGGUUGAGUGAGCUUAAAACCUCCAUGUUGAUUCUUGGGAAGGAAGCAGCUAAGGCCAUGCUUGCUGUAGAGGAGCAGCAGCAGCAGAUAACUUACCAUAAGCUACUCAAAAUGUUUCAGCUGGCAGGUGGAUGCUGAAAGAUCAUAUCAUCGAAGUGUUGUUUCUUUAUUGGAGAAGCUACAUUUAGAAAUGAUUACAGACGAAGAAGAACUAAAUGAGUCUCUGCAACAAGACUCAUCAACUGCACAAACAGAGACAGCUUCAAAGAGAUCUACUGCCCAUCCACAAUUUGUAAAGGUCUUACACUCAUUUGAUGCUGAAGCAGACGGCGAGCUAAGUCUUGAAGUUGAUGAUUAUGUUGUAGUCCGUCAGGUAGCUCCUAACGGAUGGUCGGAAGGAGAAUGCAAUGGCAAAGGUGGAUGGUUUCCCUCAGCUUAUGUCCAAAAGAUAACACCUCGUGGCCUCACAUCAGCAGCCAAAGAUGAUUCUUUUCUUCCAAAUAACUAAAAUACUAAAUAAAUACGGAUUAUUUUAAAUGUAUGUAUUCUUUUGUGUAAAAUUUUCAAUCGGGGCGUGACUCACAUGAUAAGAAGAUUGAAGAAAGUGCCACAAAGGAGAGGUUCCAGUUUGAACUCCAAGUAAUGACUUCAGACGAAACCUUACACUUUUUCCAUCAGAGUGAUCAAAAUUCAAGUUACAUCCUUCUAGAUAAUUGUCCGGUUGAUUUCCGGAGGCUCUCAGGGAUGGAAUGGCAUGGCAUUCUUUUGUGUAAAAUUCUCAAUUGUACAGUGCAGUCUGCAAACACCUCAGAACGUUAUCAUAAUUUUCUUGUCUAUGUAGUAUAGUUAUAAUGGAAGUGUAAUUUGGUUUAAGUUCUUAAUUGAAAAAUAAAAGGAAAAUUGUCAAUUGAAAGUUUUUUUUUGGGAAAAUAAGCCCUUGUAUUCUUAC